CACCAAAGGAGUCAGGGCCAGGGCCAGAGAGCUGGAGAGAGGAGCCCCCGCCUAGAGCCCAGUGACAUGUCCGACCCGGAGAUGGCAUGGGUGCCUGAGCCCCCAGCCAUGACGCUGGGGGCCUCGAGAGUGGAGUUGCGGGUGUCCUGCCACGGCCUCCUAGACCGAGACACGCUCACCAAGCCCCACCCCUGCGUGCUGCUCAAGCUCCACUCCGAUGAGCAGUGGGUGGAGGUGGAGCGCACAGAGGUGCUGCGCUCCUGCUCCAGCCCUGUCUUCUCCCGGGUGCUGGCCCUCGAGUACUUCUUUGAGGAGAAGCAGCCCCUGCAGUUCCACGUGUUUGACGCCGAGGACGGAGCCACCAGCCCCCGCAAUGACACCUUCCUCGGCUCUACCGAGUGCACCUUGGGCCAGGUUGUGUCACAGACCAAGGUCACUAAGCCGCUGCUACUGAAGAAUGGGAAGAACGCGGGCAAGUCCACCAUCACGAUCGUGGCCGAAGAGGUAUCUGGCACCAAUGACUAUGUGCAGCUCACCUUCAGAGCCCACAAGCUGGACAACAAGGAUCUGUUCAGCAAGUCUGACCCUUUCAUGGAGAUCUAUAAGACCAAUGGGGACCAGAGCGACCAGCUGGUCUGGAGGACAGAGGUGGUGAAGAACAAUCUGAACCCCAGCUGGGAGCCGUUCCGUCUGUCCCUGCACUCGCUGUGCAGCUGCGAUGUCCACCGGCCUCUCAAGUUCCUGGUGUAUGACUAUGACUCCAGUGGGAAGCAUGACUUCAUCGGCGAGUUCACCAGCACCUUCCAGGAGAUGCAGGAAGGAACAGCAAACCCUGGGCAGGAGAUGCAGUGGGACUGUAUCAACCCCAAGUACCGGGACAAGAAGAAGAAUUACAAGAGCUCAGGGACCGUAGUGCUGGCCCAAUGCACGGUGGAGAAGGUGCACACCUUCCUGGAUUACAUCAUGGGCGGCUGCCAGAUCAACUUCACGGUGGCCAUUGACUUCACCGCCUCCAACGGGGACCCGAGGAGCAGCCAGUCCCUGCACUGCCUGAGCCCCCGCCAGCCCAACCACUACCUGCAGGCCCUGCGUGCAGUGGGAGGCAUCUGCCAGGACUACGACAGUGACAAACGGUUCCCAGCGUUUGGCUUUGGGGCUCGAAUCCCCCCCAACUUUGAGGUGUCCCAUGACUUUGCUAUCAACUUUGACCCGGAAAAUCCUGAGUGUGAAGAGAUCUCGGGGGUCAUCACCUCCUAUCGCCGUUGCCUGCCCCAGAUCCAGCUCUAUGGCCCCACCAACGUGGCCCCCAUCAUUAACCGCGUGGCGGCACCAGCCCAGCGGGAGCAGAGCACUGGCCAAGCCACGAAGUACUCGGUGCUGCUCGUGCUCACGGACGGUGUGGUGAGCGACAUGGCUGAGACCCGCGCCGCCAUCGUGCGCGCCUCCCGCCUGCCCAUGUCCAUCAUCAUCGUGGGCGUGGGCAACGCCGAUUUCUCCGACAUGCGGCUGCUGGACGGCGAUGACGGUCCCUUGCGCUGCCCCCGAGGGGUGCCCGCAGCUCGCGACAUCGUCCAGUUCGUGCCCUUCCGGGACUUCAAGGACGCCGCACCCUCUGCGCUAGCUAAGUGCGUCCUGGCCGAGGUGCCCCGGCAGGUGGUGGAGUACUACGCCAGCCAGGGCAUCAGCCCCGGGCCUCCCAGGUCCUGCACGCCAGCCACGACGCCCAGCCCCAGCCUGUGACAGCCGACAACCGGACCGACACUCCCUCAGUCUCUCAGUGCCUGUCCUGACCCUUGUGACUCAAGUGACCGGUGCCUCUCCCUCUUGGACCAGCUGUGUCCCCUGGGUCCUGGAAGUGAGUGGUGAGCCCUGCGCCAUCUCUCCAGGCCCCAUACCCCUCAGCCUUGUGGCCCCUCAGUGACUUUCUUCAGUGAUCCUGACUUUCUGGCCGUUAAUAAAGGGAACCACUCCUAGCA
Messenger RNA from Lagenorhynchus albirostris (white-beaked dolphin), 1976 nucleotides. RefSeq names its product copine 6 (gene CPNE6). Bases 67 to 1740 code for a protein of 557 amino acids. The transcript has 17 exons. Gene Ontology annotation, molecular function: calcium-dependent phospholipid binding. Gene Ontology annotation, cellular component: plasma membrane. NCBI's taxonomy places the organism in Eukaryota, Metazoa, Chordata, Mammalia, Artiodactyla, Delphinidae. The record is from RefSeq and is a predicted model, not a curated record. Gene Ontology annotation, biological process: cellular response to calcium ion.